AAACGCCAUUAUCUUAUCUAGAUACACAAGAUCUAUGAACGCAAAAAUCACAUCGUGUAUGCCGUGGCCUUUAGUUUUCAUUGCACGUGCCUCUGAUGGGUUUACUCCGAUUUCUACCAUCGCGUAGCGAUUGAAGUAAUGUUAAAAAAAGAAGAUUUAUUAAUCAUGAAUACGAUGAAGCAAGAAACGCAUCGACCAGGUGUAUUUAAACAAUCUAAUAAGCAACACAAGACUGGAAGACAUCGUAGUAAAAGUGUUAUCAAUAACGAGCUUAAAGGUAAACAAAAUAUCAAAACAUCAUUGAAACAUCUCAAGAAAAGUCUUCAGAGGGAUGCACGUAGAAACCAAUUGUUGCAAAUCAGAAAAAAGAAACGCGAGGAAGUACUAAUGCAAAAGAGAAAUCUUGGCGGUUCUCAUUCUGCGCCUAUCCUUAUUUGUAUUAUACCCUUGCAAAGUGAUAUAAAUGUUCAGAAUAUUAUGUCUGUUAUAACUAGUAUAGAUGAAACUGCUAAUAUUACUACCAGUCCAUGUGGGAUCACGCAUAUAGGGGUACCAAGGAUGAAACAACGGUUUUCCAUUAUUGUACCAUCAGUAGGUAAUGUUUUAGCAACAUUAGAUGCAGCCAAAGUUGCUAAUACGAUACUUUUUAUAACUUCUGUCGCUUGUCAAUCAAAUAGUGAUAUGGAAAGAGAAAUUGUAGACGAAUGGGGUAAAAAGAUUAUUGUGGCUUGCCUUGCUCAAGGUUUACCUACUACUAUGUUUGCAGUACACAAUAUUCAGAGACUUCACAUUAAAAAACGUCAGGAAUAUAAACAAUCUGUGCAACGUGCUAUUUCUAAAUGGCUUCCUGAUGAGAAAGUAUUUGAAUUAGACACUGCGGACGAUUGCUUGAAUAUGUUACGUCGUGUUGGAUCACAAAAACAAAGAAAUGUAUUUUACAAAAGUAUAAGGCCACAUCUUUUAGCCGAAGAAAUUUCCUUCAAAUCUAAUGAAGAUUCACUAGAUUUUGGAACUCUCUCGGUCACUGGAUAUGUGCGAGGCAUAACAUUGUUGUCUGUUAAUAAUUUGGUUCACAUACCUGGCUUCGGUGACUUUCAAAUGUCGUGCAUCAAAGUAUCAGAUGAUCCAUAUGAAAUUAUAUAUACUAACCACAAGAAACGUUCUUUUAAUGAUGAGACGAAAACAAAAGAAAAAAACAAAACACAAGUAAUCCUAUAUACCGCAGAUCCUGAGAAACAGGAAAGUCUCGAAAGUGAAUAUAUUCUUGACCCAAUGGAUGCUGAACAAACGUGGCCCACAGAAGAGGAAUUGGCUGAAGUAGCCGCCAAUAGAAAGAGAAAAAUUGUAAAAGUUGUACCAAAAGGAACUUCUGAAUAUCAAGCUGCAUGGAUACCGGACGAAGAGGGAGAAAGCCUUAGUGCAUGUUCAGAGGAAUUGGAAGACAAUAUGUCUGUGGAAGAAGCAAGAUCUGAAAUAGACAGUAAUACAGAUUUGGAAGAUGACGAAGAGUAUGAAACUAUUACGAUAUCAGAAGCGGCAAUGAAUGAGGCGCAUUAUGACGAAGAUAUCGAUAUGCUUGAAGAGAAACAAGCCAUGGAAAAGUUUAAAGAGGCAAAAUUGGACGCACAAUUUCCGGAUGAAGUAGAUACACCCCAGGAUACAUUAGCUAAAACGAGAUUUCAGAAAUACCGAGGUCUUGAGUCGUUUCGUACCAGUCCAUGGGAUCCAAAGGAAAAUCUUCCCGUCGAUUAUUCUCGGAUAAUUGAGUUUGCAGACUAUGAUCGCAGACGAAAACGUAUUUAUAAGGAAUGCGAAGAUAUCGAAGAAGCUGUAUGGCCAGGAAGAUAUGUAACACUUGAUAUCAUUGGCGUUAGUAGGGAAACAUUUAAAGCAUUUGCUACGAUAGUGAAUCAACCAUUAAUAGUGAUUGGUCUACUUCCAUAUGAACACAAAAUGUCUCUAUUAAACGUCGUACUAAAACAUUUAAAUAAUUACACAUUACCGAUUAAAUCAAAGGAGAGAUUGGUAUUUCAGUGUGGAUUUAGACGAUUUAUGGCAUGUCCAAUAUUCAGUCAACAUACAAAUGGCAGUAAGCAUAAGUACGAAAGAUACUUUCAUCCUGAUAAUACUGUUGUGGCAAGUAUGUUCGCACCAGUUACUUUUUCACCAUGUCCAAUACUUUGUUAUGUUGAAAAUAAAGGAGAGCUUGAAUUAAUCGCAACAGGAAAUGUGUUAUCUUGCAAUCCUAAUAGAAUUGUCUUGAAACGAUCUGUUCUAAGUGGUCAUCCAUAUAAAGUAAAUAAGAGAUCGGUGGUUGUGCGUUUCAUGUUUUUUAAUCGCGAGGAUAUCGAGUGGUUCAAGCCUAUUCAAUUAAGAACAAAAUAUGGACGUAGAGGUCAUAUAAAGGAACCUCUUGGUACACACGGUCAUAUGAAGUGUAUAUUCAAUGGUCAGCUAAAAUCUCAAGAUACAAUUUUAAUGAAUUUGUACAAACGAGUAUUUCCAAAGUGGACUUAUGAACCUUUAUUAAUAACGCAAUUAUCUUGUCAAUCUGAAGCCAUGCAGACAGAGUAAACUUUAUUCAUAGAAUUAA
This is a messenger RNA of Cataglyphis hispanica, 2593 nucleotides long. It is a transcript of the gene Tsr1, whose product is annotated as pre-rRNA-processing protein TSR1 homolog. The transcript has 13 exons. The record is from RefSeq and is a predicted model, not a curated record. NCBI's taxonomy places the organism in Eukaryota, Metazoa, Arthropoda, Insecta, Hymenoptera, Formicidae. Gene Ontology annotation, molecular function: U3 snoRNA binding; GTPase activity; GTP binding. The coding region runs from base 139 to 2574 and encodes 811 amino acids. Gene Ontology annotation, biological process: ribosome biogenesis; maturation of SSU-rRNA from tricistronic rRNA transcript (SSU-rRNA, 5.8S rRNA, LSU-rRNA); endonucleolytic cleavage of tricistronic rRNA transcript (SSU-rRNA, 5.8S rRNA, LSU-rRNA). Gene Ontology annotation, cellular component: nucleus; preribosome, small subunit precursor.